This is a messenger RNA of Chelmon rostratus (copperband butterflyfish), 3607 nucleotides long. Its product is annotated as protein phosphatase 1 regulatory subunit 12B-like. Gene Ontology annotation, cellular component: Z disc; A band; cytoplasm. Gene Ontology annotation, molecular function: enzyme inhibitor activity; phosphatase regulator activity; protein kinase binding. The coding region runs from base 468 to 965 and encodes 165 amino acids. The transcript has 8 exons. NCBI's taxonomy places the organism in Eukaryota, Metazoa, Chordata, Actinopteri, Chaetodontiformes, Chaetodontidae. The record is from RefSeq and is a predicted model, not a curated record.
AGCAGCAUUGGGAACAAACUUUUCUCUCUUGGAUGCCUUCUUUUGGACAUUUUCAUCAAAGAUCAGCAUUAACAGAGCAGAGGCACGGCAUGAUCACUGGUUUGUUUCACUGGUUAAGGAGUAAUUUCUUACUUUGCUCUGUUAUUCUUUGCAUUUUUAUCUGAUUAUUGCUUCACUGUCUGAGCUUUAGAGAAGGCGUGACCACAUCUGAAACCCUUCCAAACUCAGCUGCAGCUCUCUCCAGCUCAUGGGAGUGUGAAGCUGGACUGAAACACACACACACACACACACACACAGUCAUUGUACACACACCUGUUGUUGCUGAGGAUUCCCCGGGAUCGCAGUCAUGGGCAUCUGCGUCACUGCUGCUUGAGGGGAUCUGUGCGUCUGUGCAGCUGUUAUCUGGUGGCGGCCUCGGCGAAUGUUGCAGUAGAAGCUGACCUGGCAGUCCAGGGUAGAGGGGGGAGAUGUCAUCCUACUACCCGCGCACCAAGGACCUGACUCGCACCAGGAAGUCACUGACAGAUUCACCACCGUCCUCGCCGUCCCCUACAGACAAAAACUACAGACAUGACAGGUUGUCAAGAUAUGACUCGAGUGGGGAAAGUGCGACAGACAAACCACUGGGCCGCACCAGCUCGUACACUCGGAGGGAGACGAGGCUGGCUGCUCUGAACCGACAGGAGCAAGACUCCGGCACCAAAGACUACAAGAAGAUGUAUGCAGAAGCUUUGCAUGAGAAUGAGAGGCUCAAGUCCAGGUUGCAGGACAGCAAACAAGAACUGGUGAAGAUACGCUCGCAGCUGGAGAAAGUCACUCAGAGACACGACAGAAUAUCAGAGAGAUCUACAGCGCUUGACUCGGAGAAAAGGGAAAAACAAGCUCUUGAGAAAAGAGUGUCAAACAUGGAGGAGGAGUUAAAGCAGGACGCCCCACUGCGGUUCCGCUGUGGGUACCAGCCCUGAGAGCAGGAUGUCUCAGGGGAGGGGGGAUGAUCUUAACAGAGCUCAAGUCAGACAACCAGAGGCUAAAGGAUGAGAACGGGGCUCUCAUCCGAGUCAUCAGCAAACUGUCCAAAUGAAAAGUGGUCUGAAGCUCAUGUUCUGUGUCUGUGGACGCUCCUGCCCCGAUAUAGCAGAUUCAUUGUCCGUGAUGUCCCAAGCUGUGGCUCCUCUCUGAGUUAUGGUGAAGGGCGGUUUUGCAGAAAUAAAUUCCUGCAUGGAACUUGAGAAGAUCCAAAGAGAAGUUUUAAAAACUUUUAAGACAAAUUUCACAACAGUUGUUCCUACUUGAUUAGUUAUGACUAUUUUGUAAAAUACAGUAUUUCACAAUAAGCAAAUAGGGACCAGUUGUGCUGUUUGAAUAACCUUUAUAGGCCCAGUCCAGACAAAUCCAGGGGUUUGCAUGAAGGUACUGCUUCUAAUAUAAUACCCACACCUCACACUGAGACAUCACGCUUGUUGCUACGUACAUCCUGCACCGCAGAAAAGUAUUUUAAUGUCGUCUUAAUUAUGAAGGAAGAGAGAAGCCAAUUAUUCAUCAUCACUGAAUGAGGUCAUUGUCAUUUAAUUCUGUCUUUUUUCCCCAAAACCAAACUGGGGGACACAUGUGAACACUUUUUUUAUAUAUCUAUAUAAUUUUCAGAAAGUUCCAGAUGCAAAAACUAGAUUUUAAUAUGACUCCAUGUGAGAUUGACACAAAGCUGCAGGAUGCAGCUCCUAUAAUGGCAACCAGAUGUUUGCUCCAGCUUCUCUCAAACAUUUUUCUACAAAAACAAAUCUGAUAAUGACAUUAAGGCUUUAUAAGAUGCAUGUUUUGGGUUCUUUGCCCUGACAGCGUCCUCGGGUUUGUCACUCUGCUCGCCCCCCUGAGCAACUCUUUAGAAGCCUAUCAGUGACAGCAUCGGGCCUCUGGGAUAUAUUCACAUAUCCUGCAUUACAACAGUAAACUUGUUAACCAUUUCCAACUGGUUACAUGAAUUUUUUUUGUGACAUUUCAGUCAAAUCUAUCAUUUUGAAUUUUUUUUUGCUAACCUCACAUAUGAUAAUGUGCCCACUGUAUUUAGUCUUUGGAGAGGACUGUAUGUUAGCCCUGGAAGGCAGAGCACCAGGUAUAUGCACUUUGUACAGAGUGGACAGUGCCAUCUUUGAUCACUUGGGCAUCACUAGCAGCAAGUAACAUAAUUUAGUGUUUGCCAGAAUCUGUUCAUCAGUUCCUCGUGUGGUUGCUGUUGCCAUUCUUCCUUUUUGGUUUUGCUUGUUUGUCAUAAGAGGAUUUUUUUUUUCAUCCAAUGGCUGAGCUUCAAAACAGCAGAACGGCUGCACAGUGGAGACAGUCUGAGUGUGUGUGAACGAAAGUGUCCAACCUUUUGUUUUGUAAUAGAGAUAUAUUUAUUUAUUUAUGCGUUUCUUAGUUUGAAUCUUUAUACUUUGUUUACUCCAUUUUCUUUCAGAGGAAUGCACAGAUCAUUUCGGUUGACCUCUGGGCCGUCUUUCUGUCAGGUGAUGAAAAUACAAAAUGCCAAAAUCAUCCAGUGGUGGACGCGCCGGAAAAUCACUGCUGACAUUUUAGUCUCCACAGUGUUCAAUUUUAAACAUCAAGCACAAUCUAAAGUUUUGAGAGUGGUUGCCAGCAGUUUUUUAUACAUAAAUGAUUACAUAAAGGGGCAGUGUGUAUGAUUUAGGGGGAACUUUUGGAAGAAAUGGAAUAUAACAUUCAUAAAUAUGUUUUUAUUAGUAUUUAAUCACUGGAAAAUAAGACUCAUCUUCCUGUUAUCCUACAUUGAGCUGUUUGUAUCUACAGAGGGAGUGGAUCCUUUUCCCCGGAGUCCAAUCUGCAACCUCACCACAAGAUGGCACUAAAUCCUACACAUUGGUCCCUUUAAGUACUCUGAGUUGCCAGUUUAUUAGGUACACAUCUAAUGCAAUCCAUUACUAUGCAAUAAAUCCCAAUUUUGUGCAGCUUAUCAGCUUUUGUUCUGGUCAUUUUGGAGGCCAUAUUUACUGCUGCUACUGCAUUGUGUUGCACCACCUUGAAAUUGUUCAUCAAUAUUUGGGGUCCACACAUUGUUUGAAAAAUUACAAAUGAUCACUUUUUUGUCUACUUAGCCUGAGAAAUCUAAAGCCAUGAAAGAGGCUGCUGCCUUGUGGCGGUUUUCCACCAAGCUCAUGGCGUGCCAUCACCUUCACACCUUAUUUAAAACAAUGUGUUAUCAUGUUUCAUGCCUGAAACUGCCAGACUCAGCCUCACGUUUGCAUUAAAAUACCUUCGGCUGUAGAGUUGCUACGAGUGAUGGAUGGCGUGCCAGAGACGUGAAUGAUUUUGGCGUCUGUCUUCUCUUCACCAAGCGGGCGAACUGACCCUACGUCGCCAGUGUUUGAUGUAUUCGUUAUUGAGUCCAACUCGGGCAGCAUGCUGUAACACCAGUGUUAUCUUUGGUCACAUCCAGUAAACUGAUUUAUUCCAAACUACAAGUCAGAUCCAGUAUAUGUCAGCACAAGCUGUGGAUGUACUGACUAUGCAGUAUAUUGUAUUGAAACGUUUGAAAUGUGUUGAUGAUAGCUUGGUAAUGCACACGUCGGUUUACUCACUCUGCUUAAUAAACUGU